UUGAUAUUUUUUUAUAUAAAUACGAUCAAACUUUGUGAAGUUUGACUUCAGAGAAUUAUAAUAUGCAGAGUAAAAAAGACCGGAGGGAGUAGAAGCUGACGGCGCGUCUCCAGAGUCCAGACAGACCCUGAUCGCACCCAAAGGCACCAACCGCUUCAGUAGCUAGCCGGCAUGGGAGUCACUAGUCAGUCACUCACUCACGCACAUCGUACUCCCCAGCCAGCCAGCCAGCCAGCAUGGUUCUCACUUCUCUCUUCUGUCCUUCAACACCGGAUCCAACCCAACCGAACCGAACCAAACGGAGCUGUAGACGGAUGGCCCUAUUCUCCGGCCACGCACACUUUCUUUCCCGAGGCUGUCCGGCCCGUUCCACUCCCCGCACGCACUUCUCGCGCCGCGCCACUCGCCAGAGGUUCCAUUUCAGGGAUCAACCGCAGGCCGCCGCCGAUCUCCUCCGCACGGCGGCGCCAUCGCAUCCGCCCGAGCGAUUAUUAAAUCAUGGCUGACCAGCCAAAGAAGAGAGCUAUCGUGGACAGCGGCGAUGGAGGCCUCGGCAUGGGCCUUGCCGCGUUCAUUGCAAACGGCGAGGAUCUGGGCCCCAUGAUCCGGCACGGGUUUGAUUCCGGCAAGCCAGAAGCCCUCACGCAUAGCCUCAGGAGCAUCGUGAAGAAGAAAGAGGUUGAGAUCGAAGAGCUAUGCAGGCUUCACUAUGAGGAUUUCAUCCUCGCCGUCGACGAGUUGCGCGGUGUGAUGGUCGACGCCGAGGAGCUCAAGAGCAUGUUGUCCGGUGAGAACUCGCACCUGCAGGAGGCGUCGAGUGCCCUGCUGCUGAAGCUUGACAAACUUCUUGAGUUGUAUUCAGUCAAGAAAAACGUGGGAGAGGCCAUGACGAUAUUGAAGAUCUGCGUCAAAGUCAUUACCCUGUGCAUGGCGUGCAACAAUUACAUUGCCGAAGCUAAGUUCCAUCCUGCGCUCAAGACUCUGGAUUUGAUUGAGCAUGGAUACCUGCAAAACAUUCCUGUGAAGAUCAUUAAAAAGGUGGUUGGGAGACAGAUACCGUUGAUAAAGCUGCACAUCGAGAAGAAAGCCUGUGGCGAGUUCAAUGAUUGGCUUGUUCAUAUCAGAAGGAUGUCCAAGCAGAUCGGGCAGGUGUCGAUAAGUCACGCCUCUUUGGCUUGCCAAAAAGAGGAGGAAAUGCGUGCGCGGCAGAGAGAGGCUGAAGAGCAUGGCCAUGCUGGACCAGAUCAGCACAUGUAUACCUUGGAUGCAGAGAAUACAGAUGAGGAAACAGCACUAGAUUUUGAUCUCACACCUGUUUAUCGAACGCAUCACAUCCAUGUGCGCCUCGGUAUUGGAGAGAAGUUCAGAGAUUAUUACUACAAGAACAGGCAGAUGCAACUCAGCCUGGAUAUGCAAAUUUCCACUUCGCAACCGUUCCUCGAGUCCCAUCAGCCCUUCCUUGCACAGGUAGCUGGGUUUUUUAUUGUUGAACAACGCGUCCUUCGAACUGCAGAGAGAUUGCUGACCGAGAGCCAAGUCGAAGCAACAUGGGAAACAGCCGUUGCCAAGAUGACAUCUCUACUGGAGAGCCAGUUUUCUCGCAUCGGCACGGCCAGCCACCUCCUCCUCAUAAAAGAUUAUAUCACUCUUAUGGCUGCAGUUCUAAGGAAGUAUGGUUACCAAACCACACCAUUGAUCAAUAUUCUUUCGAGAAGCCGGGACAAGUACCACCAACUGCUUCUUUCCGAGUGCCGGAGGCAGGUAGAUGAUAUCCUUGCUAAUGACUCGUACGAGCAGAUGGUUAUAAAGAAGGAAUACGAGUACAACAUGAAUGUCACAGCAUUUCAUCUGGAGCCAAGUGAGGUGAUCCCGGAGUUUCCAUAUGUGGCGCCAUUCUCCUCUUCUGUUCCAGAAGUUUGUCGCGUUGUCCGGUCCUUCGUUGAGGAUUCUGUGAGCUAUUUGUCUUAUGGUGGUGACAUGAACCUUUAUGAAGUGGUGAAAGCUUACCUAGACAGGCUAUUGAUUGAGGUAUUGAACGACUGCCUUCUCAACAGGAUGUAUGCUCGCUCAUUGGCCAUGUCACAGAUGAUGCAACUAGCAGGAAAUAUCUCUGUUCUGGAGCAUGCUUGUGAUCUGUACCUCUUGCACUGUGCCCAGCAGUGCGGCAUCCCCAAGCGCGUCGCGGAGAGGUCUCGCGCUACUUUGACUGCUCGAGCCGUGCUAAAAGCCUCGCAGAACGCAGCAUAUAAUGCCUUAAUAAACAUGGCCAAUUCCAAGAUCGAUGAUUUUAUGGUGCUCUUGGACGACGUCAACUGGAUAGUGGAAGAAACACCGGACAAUGCCAAUGACUACAUGAACGAGGUUCUUAUUUAUCUUGAAACACUAGUAUCAACGGCUUCGGAGAUUUUACCACUUGAAGCUCUGUACAAGGUUGUCUCUGGUGCAGUGGGCCACAUCUCGGACUCGAUAAUGACAACGCUUCUGAGCGACGGCGUGAAAAGGUUAACGAUGAGUGCCGUUUUAGGCCUCGACAUGGACCUGAAGAUGCUGGAGGCAUUUGCUGACGAGAAAUUCCACAUCACCGGGCUGGCAGAUAUGGGGAAGGAAACGACGUUCAGGGAUUGCUUGGUUGAGAUAAGGCAGCUCGUCAACCUUCUGUCGAGCAGCCAGCCUGAGAACUUCAUGAAUCCGGUGAUACGGGGGAAGAACUACGGAUCGCUGGACUACAAGAAGGUUUCCAUCAUUGUCGACAAGUUCAAGGACUCGGCAGACGGGCUGUUUGGAAGCCUUUCCAACCGCAACACGAAGCAGAAUGCUCGCACGAGGUCCUUGGAUGUUUUGAAGAGGAGGCUCAAGGAUUUUGGCCAUUGAAAAUUUGCUGGUAUUCUUCUCCAACAAUCCUGCUCAGUGUCCACCUUCUGAAUUUUAUUUCUGUUUCUCCCCCCCUCGCGUUCUGGUGGUUACAAGACGCGUCUAUUUGUCCGUCUAGGCGACUGUCUAUCAGUUACAGUACAGUAGUCCCCUCAAAUAAUUUUCAAUUUUCUCUGGUCCAAAUCCUGUGAUAUAGGCACACAAUGUUAAGAUCUCUUAUGGCCAUUGAUAUGUUGAUAAAUGAAGCAGAGUUUUGAGAUUC
Molecule: messenger RNA, 3133 nt
Organism: Triticum urartu
Lineage: Eukaryota; Viridiplantae; Streptophyta; Magnoliopsida; Poales; Poaceae
Product: exocyst complex component SEC15A
Biological process (GO): intracellular protein transport; Golgi to plasma membrane transport; exocytosis
Cellular component (GO): exocyst; membrane
Source: RefSeq, a predicted model, not a curated record